Penaeus monodon (black tiger shrimp) is the source of this 1938-nucleotide messenger RNA. RefSeq lists its product as uncharacterized. Gene Ontology annotation, molecular function: lipase activity. The coding region runs from base 323 to 1882 and encodes 519 amino acids. NCBI's taxonomy places the organism in Eukaryota, Metazoa, Arthropoda, Malacostraca, Decapoda, Penaeidae. The record is from RefSeq and is a predicted model, not a curated record. The transcript is spliced from 17 exons.
GCAAAAGCGACAUCGGCAAGAGUGACUGAGAGACGAUAUCGUACGCAACUACACACGGGCCUCGGCAGCUCAUCGGAAAGGAGCACGAGCAGUCUUACAAAUGCUUAGAUGAAAACAAUUAUAACAGGGAAGCUUGUGCAGGCUAUUUUGAAAACUACAAAAUAUGCAAAGAAUUUUGGAGUAAUUUGAGAGUGGAGCGGAGGAGGCAGGGCAUUGAACCUAACUUACCACCCCCAGAGGAACGGGAAAGGAUCAAAAAGGAGUACUUGGAACAGAUAAAAGCCAAACGACAAGCUAAAUAGCAAAGCAUAUCUCAAGCACAAUGGGAGUAAGACGGAUUGCUUUGCUGUCUGCAUUUGUUUGCACUUUUAGCCAUGUUUAUGUGAAGUUAUACCCCUACUACCCAAGUGGACGAGUUGGAGUCAUUUUCUAUUCUUGCACAAAAGACAGCCAGAACAGAGAGGAAUUUAAGGCAACAGUUGAGGGCAUUGCACCUCUCGAGAUCAGCCCAUCUACCCCAGUGACAAUCAUUGUGCACGGAUAUACUGAGUCUUCUUUCAGGUCAUGGGUUAUUGACCUUACUAAUGCUCUCUUAACUUUCGAGCCAAGGGGUGUUGUGAUUCUAGUAGACUACUGGGAUUUGACAACUUUAUCCCGUCCGUACAUGGCAGAGAAUGUGAGACUUAUUGCAAAUCUGGUAGUAAAUGAGGACACCAGUGAAGAAAAUCCCAUGUCCAUGGUUGUGCUUCCCAUAUUGGGAAAGCCUCUGGACCUCUUACAGUCAGCUCUGUUCUUGUUAUAUAUAUCUCUUGAUUCUGUGAUUGAGGUCAAACACAAAAAGGUUGAUUUGGGGAUGUCCAUACUUUUGUGUAUUAAAGAUGGUAUCAGAGGAGCCAGAAUGCAAAGUUAUGGUUUUGACAUUUAUCAUGCACCUGUGUUUGUGAUUGAGAGGAUAGAAUUUUCCUUCACUGGGAUUUAUCUGUCAAAGAUUUGUUAUUUGUUGAUGACAAGGAACUUCCAGCAAUUGAAAAAGCUCUUUGUGGUGAUACUGGAAAAGAGAUAUACAGUCAUUGCUUUGGACUUUAAUGCAAUUUACGAGAAGCAUGGGGGCUUAACUGGAGUUGGUGAAACAGAUGCAGAGGCUUCCAUUCUCUUGAUGAUGCAUCACCUAGAGGUUGCAUUUGUAUCAUCUGCAACCAUUCUUGGCAUGCUGAAUACUAUUAAGGAUCAAAGCAGCCUGAAGAAGCACACAACCCGUACCUCAACUUUUCCUCAUUCUAACUUCCACAACCCCCAACCUCUCGGAAUCCCAUAUCUUCCUGAGACACAUAAAUAUCCUCCAUUUGAUCUAAUUUCCAGGUUAUCAGAGGUGCACCUAAUUGGUUUCAGCCUUGGAGGAAGAAUUUCUGGUAUUAUUGGAGGCCGAGUCAAAUCUGGAAAAAUUGGCAGGAUAACAGGAUUAGAUGCAUCAUAUCCUUGGGCCCAAUCACCAAGCAGUUCAGAGUUCCUUGAUGCUAGUGAUGCCAAACUAGUUGUUAACAUGAGAACGUCGCCUGUAGGAUCUCGAUCUCCUCCAGGUCAUAUUGACUUCUAUGCCCAUGACGGGCUCCUGCAACCUGGUUGUGACAAGUGGUACUUUCCCAAUGCAAUAAAGAAUACUUGCAGUCACUAUCGGUCGGUUUUCAUGCUGAUUGAAGCUGUUCAGAAUGCACACAGGAGGCUUUUUCCGUCCUGUUCCUGUGAAAGCUGGGAGAAAUUCCAAGCCAAAUUAUGUGACUGCCAAGUCAUUAAUCAUUUUGGUCUUUUUCCUGAUGAAAACUUACGUGGUACCUUCUACUUAACAACAAAUGCAGAGACUCCAUAUUCAAGACCACUUAAAUAGAGAUGCUUAUAAGGACAUUUUUGGGUUAGAUUGCUCUUUGUAAAGUGGAUUUUUUC